AUGAGACCAACACAAGAAAUUGAGAGAGCAGUGAAAAUGCGUCUAUAUGCUUUGCAUAAGCGUCAGGUCGGAGCUGUUUUCGCUCUUUUCUUUAUCAGUUUGUUCAUAACUACCCUAAUUGGCGUUUCGGGUCCUUCGAUAAUUCAAACGGGUGAACUGAAGUCAAUAAAUCAACCAAAACAAAUGUCGGGUCCAUAUAAACUUGAAUCAAAUUAUCUCGAUAAAUAUCACCAACGUCUGUGGUUAACAAUGAAACCGAUAACUAACGUGAGCGACGAGUUUCGUCAAUCAAUCAAUGUCACUGUAUCUAUGAAUAAUCCAUCUGCGUCAUCGAAUCCGCAAGUAUAUGAACGUCAACGAACGAUUCAUUGUCAAAAACAGGUUAGUAUUGAAAAGUAG
This is a messenger RNA of Adineta ricciae, 399 nucleotides long. The record is from the annotation of a GenBank genome assembly. NCBI's taxonomy places the organism in Eukaryota, Metazoa, Rotifera, Eurotatoria, Adinetida, Adinetidae.